CACGCCUAGGUCUAGGAUCUCUGGAGCCAGUUGUCCUUGCCUACCAGGGGUACCUGUCUCUGGAGCCGGUUGGCCCUCCCUACCAGGGGUCCCGGGCAGGCCCUUCUGCGCCGCGCCGCGCCGCUAUGGGGGCGUUGUGGCCCCUCGCUCUGGCCCUGGCCGGCCUGGCCGCUGCCGGCCCUCCUAACUUUGUGGUUAUCUUUGCCGACGACUUGGGCUAUGGGGACCUGGGCGCCUACGGCCACCCCAGUUCCUCCACCCCAAACCUGGACCAGCUGGCCGCAGGGGGGCUGCGGUUCACGGACUUCUACGUGCCAGUGGCUCUGUGCACGCCCUCGCGGGCGGCCCUCCUGACUGGCCGACUCCCAGUUCGGGUGGGCAUGUACCCUGGAGUUCUGCAGCCCAGCUCCAGAGGGGGACUGCCCCUGGAGGAGGUGACCCUAGCUGAGGUCCUGGAAGCCCGAGGCUACCUCACAGGCAUGGCUGGGAAGUGGCACCUCGGGGUAGGGCCUGGAGGGGCCUUUCUGCCCCCCCACCAGGGCUUCCACCGGUUCCUGGGCACUCCCUACUCCCACGACCAGGGCCCCUGCCAGAACCUGACUUGCUUCCCACCGGACACCCUUUGCGCGGGCAGCUGUGACCAGGGUCUGGUCCCCAUCCCACUGCUGGCCAACCUCUCCGUGGAGGCACAGCCCCCCUGGCUGCCUGGACUCGAGGCCCGCUACGUGGCCUUCGCCCGCGACCUCAUGGCCGAUGCAAAACGCCAGGGCCGCCCUUUCUUCCUCUACUACGCCUCCCAUCACACCCACUACCCCCAGUUCAGCGGGAAGAGCUUCGUGGGGCACUCGGGCCGUGGGCCAUUUGGGGACUCCUUGAUGGAGCUCGAUGCGGCUGUGGGGGCCCUCAUGGCCACCGUUGGGGACCUGGGGCUGCUCAGAGAGACGUUGGUCAUCUUCACUGCAGACAACGGGCCCGAGACAAUGCGGAUGUCCCACGGUGGCUGCUCCGGCCUCUUGCGGUGCGGGAAGGGGACCACCUACGAAGGGGGUGUCCGAGAGCCGGCCUUGGCCUUCUGGCCAGGCCACAUCACUCCUGGGGUGACCCACGAGCUGGCCAGCUCCUUGGACCUUCUGCCCACUCUGGCCGCCCUAGCCGAGGCCCCACUGCCCAACGUCACCCUGGAUGGCUUUGACCUCAGCCCCGUGCUGCUGGGCACAGGCAAGAGCCCCCGGCAGUCUAUCUUCUUCUACCCGACCUACCCAGAUGAGGUCCAUGGGGUCUUCGCCGUGCGGAGUGGGAAGUACAAGGCUCACUUCUUCACCCAGGGCUCUGCCCACAGCGAUACAACAGCAGACCCAGCCUGUCACGCCUCGACCCCGCUGACCGCACACGAGCCCCCGCUGCUCUUUGACCUGUCCAUGGAUCCUGGUGAGAACUAUGACCUCCUGGGGGGGGUGACCGUGGUCACCCAGGAGGUGCUGCAGGCACUGAAGGAGCUUCAGCUGCUCAAGGCCCAUUUUGAUGCUGAGAUGACCUUCAGCCCCAGCCAGAUGGCACAGGGGGAGGACCCCGCUCUGCAGGUCUGUUGCCAGCCCGGUUGCAAGCCCCGGCCGGACUGCUGCUACUGCCCAGACCCCGGGCCUGUUAUGGGCUCCAGUGGGGGCCCCCGAGUCCAGCCCGAGCCCCAGCCCCAUCCUGUGCCCCAGCCCCAACCUGAGGCCCAGGCCCAGCCUGAACCCGAGCCCCAGCCCCAUCCUGUGCCCCAGCCCCAACCUGAGGCCCAGCCCCAGCCUGAAGCCCAGGCCCAGCCUGAGCCCGAGCCCCAGCCCCAGCCCGAGCCCGAGCCCCAUCCUGUGCCCCAGGCCCAGCCCCAUCCUGAGCCCCAGCCGCAGUCUGAGCCCCAGCACAGCAUGGGCCGUUGGUUACUGUGA
Molecule: messenger RNA, 1931 nt
Organism: Trichechus manatus latirostris (Florida manatee)
Lineage: Eukaryota; Metazoa; Chordata; Mammalia; Sirenia; Trichechidae
Gene: ARSA
Product: arylsulfatase A
Exons: 9
Coding region: 126-1931 (601 amino acids)
Molecular function (GO): arylsulfatase activity
Source: RefSeq, a predicted model, not a curated record